Messenger RNA from Sinocyclocheilus rhinocerous, 1757 nucleotides. RefSeq names its product WD and tetratricopeptide repeats protein 1-like. The transcript has 12 exons. NCBI's taxonomy places the organism in Eukaryota, Metazoa, Chordata, Actinopteri, Cypriniformes, Cyprinidae. Gene Ontology annotation, biological process: negative regulation of fatty acid biosynthetic process. Gene Ontology annotation, cellular component: Cul4-RING E3 ubiquitin ligase complex; cytoplasm. Gene Ontology annotation, molecular function: protein binding. The coding region runs from base 308 to 1552 and encodes 414 amino acids. The record is from RefSeq and is a predicted model, not a curated record.
CUUGAUCGGAUCUGGCAACCCGCGCUGUCAGGCGCUCAGUCGAGGAAGCUCCCUAGUAAUGUGGCUUCAAAAUCUCACCAAUACUUCAUCACAACUAGUCCUUUAUUAGCUGUAGGCACUGUUCAGCGGAUGGUUAAAGCGUUGAGACCAGCUACCGAAAGCACAGCUGAGUUUCCAGCGUAAACCUCGCGUGUUUCAUCGCGCUGCGCAGACAUAAGGCCGGGGACAGACUCUGAGGUAUCCAGCAUUGUCUCCAAAGAGUGCAAAGCAGCAUGAUCGCAGAUCUUUGGCACCAGAUCGUCCGCUGAUGGCGUGCUGUGAGACCAUGGCCCUGAGGAACGUCACGCGUGAUCUCCUGCGCCGGCAGAUCCGGGAGAACCGGGCUCUGGACUUCCAGAGACACUACCAUGUGACCGACCCGUUUAUAAAGCGUCUGGGGCUGGAGGCCGAGCUACAGGGUCACUCUGGCUGCGUCAACUGUCUGGAGUGGAACGAGAGAGGAGACCUCCUGGCCUCAGGUUCAGAUGACCAGCACGCCAUCGUCUGGGAUCCGUUCCGGCACACCAAGCUCAUCACUAUGCACACGGGACACGCAGCCAACAUCUUCUCCGUGAAGUUCCUGCCUCACUCUGAGGACCGGAUCUUAAUCACAGGAGCCGCAGACACCAAGGUGCAUGUGCACGACCUGACGGCGAAGGAGACCACUCACAUGUUCUCCGACCACACUAACCGCGUCAAGCGCAUCGCCACGGCUCCCAUGAGACCCAACACCUUCUGGAGCGCGGCGGAGGACGGGGUCAUCAGGCAGUAUGAUCUGAGAGAAAGCAGUAAACGCUCGGAGGUGUUAAUCGAUCUGACGGAGUAUUGUGGGCAGCUCGUGGAAGCCAAAUGUUUGGCCAUCAACCCUCGUGACAACAACUACCUGGUUGUGGGAGCCAACGGGCCCUUCGUCCGGCUCUACGACAUCAGAAUGAUCCACAAUCACAGGAAGUCUUUGGGUCAGAGUGGCUCAGCCGGUGUUCACACGUUUUGCGACAAGCGGAAAUCGAUACCGGACGGCGCGGGACAGUACUAUGUCGCAGGUCACUUACCGGUGAAGCUUCCCGAUUAUAACAACAGAUUACGAGUUCUGGUGGCCACCUACGUCACAUUCAGUCCUGACGGCACUGAGCUGCUGGUAAACAUGGGUGGAGAACAGGUGUAUUUAUUUGAUCUGACGUUCAAACAGAGGCCGUACACCUUUCUGCUGCCCAAAAAAUGCCACUCAUCAUCAGAGGUACAGAAUGGGAAGACGACCAACGGUGUGUCCAAUGGGAUUCAUCUUCCUGCCAGCCGCCUCAAACUGGCUACAGUUUCCAGUGGCUCCAGUGAUCUUCCUCCUCAUCUGGAGAGGAUCAAGCUGCAGGCUAAUGAUGCGUUCGCGCAGCAGCAGUGGACUCAAGCCAUCCAGCUCUACAGUCUGAGCAUCCAUGAAGCCGGCCACAACGCCAUGCUGUACGGAAACCGCGCUGCCGCGUACAUGAAGAGAAAGUGGUACGAUAAACGCUUCUGAGGCAAGAUGGGCUGCAUGGUUCGAUUAAUAAAACAUCAUGAUUAUUUUGACAUUGGAAACGACUCGUCUCAUGUUGGAGAUGUGCAGCGCCUCAUGCAUGCAGCACUAUUUCUUUAAUCAUAUCACGGCCUUUUGUUCUUCAAGGAAAGACACAUAGGGAAUAGGCUCUGAAUACGGUAAUAUUUUGCUUUCCCCACUUGAUCAA